ACUUUGUUGUUCCAGGUCAUAAUGAAUGUGAAAAGUGAAAGUAAGCGUGGUUUAGGAAUACGCUAUGUUGGAGUAAGAGGCUGGAAGAGGCUAGCUUUCCUCACUGACGUGUUUUAGACUAACUUUAUUCCCCGAGAGAAUGACGCAUCAUAACUGGCUACUAUCAACAAUUCUUAAUUUUUUUUACAAGCGCGUAUCAGCGACCAACGUUUGUUUUGCAAACUACAACAGUAUCAGGAAAACCCGUGAUGACAUCAUUAGCCGUCUCCGUGCAUUGCCGAAUAUUACUGAUGUGCAUAAUGAGGAGCAGUGCGAUGUGAAAGUGGCCUUCUGUCCGAUUGUGUCUCGCGCAGGAACCGACCUUAUGGCAGCUCUCUCGGGACGGUCGGAUGAAAAGCCCACCGUAAUGUUUGUACUUCACCACACCUUCAACCCUGACUACACUGCACCAAACAGCAGCGGGUAUGACCGGAACAAUUUGAUGAUGGUGGACGUCUUGUUCCACGAGGACUCGGGACUGCUGAACUGUUCAAAGAAUAAUAAAGCAAUCGAGAAGGCAGGAAAUUACCUAAAGAAAUAUGGCAAAACUCAGUAUAAAGUGAAUGUUAAGCGUGCCUUUGCUGUGAUUGCAGUUGUUGCUAUGAUUGGAAUAGGAAUUUGGUACAGAACACGGAAAGGAUCCAGUGUCUUUCCAAAAACAGAUCCAGGUUCUCAACAUUUGGAUCUGGCUCUGCCAGAAUUAGGACCAGAUAAAAAGUAUUUUAAAGUCAUGUAGACCUGAUCCAUCGUGCUUAUUUCAGAUUUGGAUUAGCAACUCAUUCAGCAGUGUAUUUGUUUCAUAGUACAUUUGAAAUGUAAUUUAAUUUACAUUUAAUAUUACAAUAAACAAUGAGGAUUUAUUAUUAUUAUUAUUACUACCAGUAACUUCUAUCAUUAUUAUUAUUAUUCCCAGUAACUUCUUCCAUGUGUGAAUAUGCCAAGUAUGAAUAAUAAAGAUGAACAAAAAAACAAGUUAUUUUUGUCUGUGUUUGCGCUUGGAGUUUGUGUUUAAAGAGAGUGUUGAUAGGAUAGUUUAGAUACAGGAUAGUAUACAGAGAGAGUUUAGUCUUUCCUCACAAGAUAACGCAUGAUAAUGAUAAUGCAGGAUAAUGCAUGAAGAUUGAUCUAACCACAAUAAUGCUUCACAAUAAUGGUGUCUCUGGUUUCCUCCACCCUCAUAAAAACAGGCCAGUAGACGGACUGGUUAAGAGAAAUUGCCGCCAAAUUUAAACACCAUAAAAUGUCUACAAUUUAACAGUCAGUUACUAGAUAUAAAAUUGACCAAGUUAGUUAAUAAUCGAAUACCAGUUAGAUUUAGAUUUAUGUCCAAAAAAAAGAAAGAAAAACAGAAAAAAACAAGAAGUCUAGGUCAUGUCCAUAGGCUGGUCAUUAGGGGCUUACAGCUGAUGGGGGUGCCCCCCAAUCUAAUCUGUGGUCCCUGUUUAUCUGUAUGUUGGUGUAUUCUUCUGUACUCCAGACCUCUGUUAUUUACAUCCUGUAUUACUGCUUUGCUGAAUG
Pangasianodon hypophthalmus (striped catfish) is the source of this 1557-nucleotide messenger RNA. RefSeq lists its product as uncharacterized. The transcript is spliced from 3 exons. NCBI's taxonomy places the organism in Eukaryota, Metazoa, Chordata, Actinopteri, Siluriformes, Pangasiidae. The coding region runs from base 140 to 775 and encodes 211 amino acids. The record is from RefSeq and is a predicted model, not a curated record.